Messenger RNA from Andrographis paniculata, 1754 nucleotides. Its product is annotated as F-box protein At3g07870-like. NCBI's taxonomy places the organism in Eukaryota, Viridiplantae, Streptophyta, Magnoliopsida, Lamiales, Acanthaceae. The record is from RefSeq and is a predicted model, not a curated record. Gene Ontology annotation, molecular function: protein binding. The coding region runs from base 252 to 1427 and encodes 391 amino acids. The transcript has a single exon.
AAAAUUUUCCUCAAGAAAGAAUUGGUCACAUUUAUUUGACCAAGAACAUCAGAGAAGAAACCUCACCAAGCCAGGGAGAACUAUUCAAAUCUUCCAUAGAAACACAGAAAAAGUCUUAGAUCAUCUCUCUGAACUUUUCCAUGAAGUUAGUUUGAACAUGAACAUUUCUAAAGGGAAUGUAAUAUAUAUAAAUCCCUUAAGAUAUGAAGCAAUAAUCAAAACUCAAAAACUCCCUUGCUCUUCAUCAAAACAUGAAUCAAGAACUCUUAGCAAAUCUACCUUCAGAUAUCGUCAUUGAUGUUCUCUCAAGACUUCCAAUUCGAGCGAUCAUAAGUUGCAAAUGCGUGUGCAAGUCAUGGCUCAAUCUACUCAACACUGCAGAGUUUAUCAACUAUCAUCAUUCUAAAUCAACCCCGGGGAUAGCCGUGCUUCAAUACCAAAUGCGCGGGGAUUUUCUCACGCUAUUUGAAAUCAAAGAUGAGUUAGAACCUGAUGAACAUCAUGAGCUUCACUACAUACCUAUCACACAAUUAUACAUCGACGAUGUAGUAAAAAUCUCCUACAGUAUAACACUGGAGGGUUCAACUAAUGGUUUGCUUCUCUUGCGAGAAAUCAGCAACAAACCUGAUUCUCUCUACAUAUGCAAUCCAAUCACUCGCGAGUAUACCAAAAUUUCAAGCCCGGAAAACACAAAAAGAAGCUAUCCUACUGUAGUUACAUAUGGUUUUGGAGUAAGCUCAGUAACAGGCCAUCAUAAGGUAGUUUGGAUUUCCCAUGACUGUAUACGUGAUCGUGAAACACAUAAAUUGCUUAGCAUUCCGAGAAUCGAGUGUUGUGUAUACACACUCGAGACAGGAUCAUGGAGAAGCAUUUCACCAGGGGAGCCAAUGGAAUACACUUUUCUUACCAAUGGGGGGCUUCUGAAUGGUCGUUUUCAUUGCCUUGUGAGAGAUUUGAAGGGCUCUUUCUUCAUUUCCUGUCUGGAUCUUGAAACAGAAGUUUUUACAACCUUUUCUUCUCCAUGUCCUCUUCCCGGAAGUCGAACCAAUCUAGUGGGACUUGCUGUUCUGGAAAGCUGCCUCUGCCUGUGUGAUAAUACAUCAAACAAUGAAAUAGUGAUUUGGAUUAUGAAGGAGUAUGGAGUGGAGAAAUCAUGGAGGAAAGAAUUUGUGAUCAGCAAGAUUCCUAAUCAUAUUGGUGAAACUUAUGAAGCUGUUCAUCCAAUCAAGAUUUUCAAAGAUGGUGACAUCCUGAUGUGCUGGUGGGACUUUCACAUGUUGUACUACUGUAAUAAGACUAAAGUCACUCAGUCGAUAUCGGUGUUUACGCCGCAGUCGGAGGAAUGUUUGGAUGGAAUGCUCUACUCUCCAUCGUUUCUUUCACUAAAGAGUCGACUAAAAGAGGAUGCAGUUGUGAGCACAUACUGAUAUGCAUUUUAGAGUAUCAAUCAUGGUGAAUCAAUAUGUUUUUCAGUAUGGUUUUUGUCUUCCCAUGUUUUUAUUUUAGUAGCAUCAAUAUCGAUCUUGUCCCCAUGUAAGGGUUCUUUCAAUUAUACUGAAUUGCUUUAGGUAACCAUAAAAGCAAAUCAGCAUAUAUCUUCUAACAGAACAUAUUUUGCCUUGCAUUUAGGCAAAGAAAAAUUUCGUCCACCAAAAAGACCAACCCUCAAAGACUGAGUCUUCGACAAAAAGACCAAGUCUUGGAUCAUCUCUUAACUUAUCCACCAAGUAAUUAUAAACUUGAGCAUUUCCCUU